GCUCUGUGCCACUGUCAGAACAAGACAUCAUGACACAUGCUGCCUGAGGGAGGAAGGAAGUGCCAAGCCCAACCGACUCCAGUCCAGUCAGAGGCUCCCAAUAAGAUGGUUAAUAACAGCUGGACCAGUGUAUCCCAUUUUGUUCUCUUGGGCAUAUCUACCCACCUGGAAGAGCAGAUCCCACUCUUUCUUCUUUUUCUACUGAUGUAUGCGAUCAACAUUUUUGGGAACUUUGCCAUCAUCACACUGAUUAUCUCUAUUCCACGUCUCCACACCCCCAUGUACAUCUUCCUCAGUAAUUUGGCUUUGGCAGACAUCUGUUUCACCUCCACCACGGUCCCCAAGAUGCUACAGAACAUUUUCUCACCUACAAAGGCCAUUUCCUACAUGGGCUGCUUAGCCCAGACCUAUUUCUUCAUUUGCUUUGCAGCCAUGGAAAACUUCCUUCUGGCUGUGAUGGCCUAUGAUAGAUACAUCGCUAUCUGCUACCCUUUCCGCUACCCUAUGAUCCUGACCAGAAUGCUGUGUUCACAGAUGGUGGCUCUGUGCCAUAUCCUCUCCCAUCUUCAUGCCCUGCUGCACACCUUUCUUAUGGGCCGAUUAAUCUUCUGUGCAGAUAACAAGAUCCCCCAUUUCUUCUGUGACCUCUACCCUCUGAUGAAGAUUUCCUGCUCCAGCCCCUACCUCAACACCCUGAUGAUUCACACGGAGGGUGUUAUUGUCAUCAAUGGAGCUCUGGCUUUCAUCAUUGCCUCCUAUGCCCGCAUCAUCUCAGUGGUCCUCCAGAUCCCCUCGGCCAAGAGCAAAUGGAGAGCUUUUUCUACCUGUGGCUCCCACCUCACUGUGGUGUCUAUCUUCUAUGGCACACUCACAUGGGUCUACUUCCGGCCCCUUACCAGCUAUUCAGUGACUGAGGGUCGCAUUCUGACAGUCAUGUACACAGUGGUGACCCCCAUGCUGAACCCCUUCAUUUACAGCCUGAGGAAUGGGGAUGUCAAGGGAGCCUUCAGAAAAUGGGUGAGCAGAAUGUGGACUUCUUCCUUUAGAUAAAAACCCAAAACACAGUUCCCAGUUUUAUCUAUGAUUCUGGGGAAACAGUUUUGCCCUUCGCAUAUCUGUUUCCUUUAGAACUUCUCAGAAAUAUCUAAAUUAGGAACAUAUUAUGGAUUUUACCAUUGAAUAUUAUCCUGAACUGUCCCUUAAUUCCAAAGCACAUGAAACUAUGUAUUUAGUGUAAGCCACUUGUGUAACUUUAAUUAUAAUUGAGAAUGUUUUCUGGGUCUGCCAUUAAACAACAAGGUUGUAACAUUCUUAGAUGCAGGCAACAGAAACCAAUUCUGGUUGAUUCAUGGAGGAAAUGAGUUCAUUAAAAGAGUAUGUGAAACUCAUGAAUUUCCAAGAAGGCUAAGCAA
Molecule: messenger RNA, 1412 nt
Organism: Felis catus (domestic cat)
Lineage: Eukaryota; Metazoa; Chordata; Mammalia; Carnivora; Felidae
Product: olfactory receptor 1Q1
Exons: 2
Coding region: 37-1050 (337 amino acids)
Biological process (GO): G protein-coupled receptor signaling pathway
Cellular component (GO): membrane
Molecular function (GO): G protein-coupled receptor activity; olfactory receptor activity
Source: RefSeq, a predicted model, not a curated record